Molecule: messenger RNA, 5466 nt
Organism: Thunnus maccoyii (southern bluefin tuna)
Lineage: Eukaryota; Metazoa; Chordata; Actinopteri; Scombriformes; Scombridae
Gene: gpr156
Product: G protein-coupled receptor 156
Exons: 10
Coding region: 75-3611 (1178 amino acids)
Biological process (GO): gamma-aminobutyric acid signaling pathway; G protein-coupled receptor signaling pathway
Cellular component (GO): G protein-coupled receptor heterodimeric complex; membrane
Molecular function (GO): G protein-coupled GABA receptor activity; zinc ion binding
Source: RefSeq, a predicted model, not a curated record
GACGGUGUAUGAGGGAACACCAACGCUCUCUGACAGUCUCCUUUUGGCUCCACAACUGUUCAUAGAAUCGAGAUAUGGCGACUGCUGGCAGUGUGCUGUCUGAGGAGCAGCUUCUUUGCCCCAUCUGUCUGGAUUUAUUCAACCAACCGGUCUCCACUCCUUGUGGGCACAACUUCUGCAGGGAUUGCAUACAAAGUUACUGGCAGUGCGCUAAUCUGUCACAGUGCCCCGUGUGCAAGCAGAAGUUCUACAGGAGGCCUGAGCUCAAAGUUAACACCUUCAUAUCAGAGGUGGCUUCUCACUUCAAGAAGUCGGUGGAAAAGAGAGAGGAAAAUGAAACCAGUACUGAGGGCCAAUCCUCUGGCCAUAAAGGAGAUGUUUCAUGUGAUGUGUGCAUUGGGAAAAGGGUCAAAGCUCUUAAAUCCUGUCUGGACUGUCUUGCCUCAUUCUGUGAGACUCACCUGGAGCCCCAUCAUGUUCUAGGCACCUUCAAGAAACACCACCUGGUCAACCCCAUGAUGAACAUGCAAGACAGAAUGUGUCAGAAGCAUGAGAAACUCCUGGACCGGUUCUGUAACACUGACCAGGCGUACGUGUGCCAGAUCCGCGUUAAGAAAGACCACAAGGCUCAUCACACUGUUCCUAUUGAGGGUGAAAGCAGAAACAAGAGAGCUCAAAUUGGAAGGAUACAUGCAGAGGUGGAAAAAAUGAUCCAUGACCGACUGCAGAAAAUCGGCGAAAUCAAACAAACCACGCAGCUCAGCAGAGGGAACACAGAAAAAGAGAUUGAGGAGAGUUUACAAGUCUUCACCAAACUGCUCCAGUCCAUCCAUAGAGGCAAAGCUGAGGUGGUGGAAGGGAUUGGUGCAAAGCAGAGGCAAGUUGAAAGCAGGGCCAACGGGCUCAUCGUGGAACUGGAACAGGAGGUUGAUGAGCUGAAGCGGAAAAGCACUGAGCUGGAGCAGCUCUCUCACACCGAAGACGACUUCUACCUCCUGCAGAGUUUUCCAGCUUUCUCCACGCUGCCAGCCACCAAAGAUUGGUCUGACGUCAGUGUAGAAAGUGUUGUUUAUGUGGGCGCAGUGAGGAGAGCAGUCAGGAGAGUAGCAUGUCAGCUGGAGGAGACAGUAAAGGCUGAAGUGAAAAGGCUGUGUGAGACAGAAUUUCAGAGGGCUCGGCAGUGUGCUGUGGAUGUGACGCUGGACCCUGAUACCGCUCAUCCCAAACUGGUGCUAUCAGAAAACAAGAAACAGGUCUAUCACGGCAAUGUAGCGCUGAGCCUCCCCGACAACUCAGAGAGGCGUUCCCUCUCCCCAGUGCUAAGUGCUGUGGUGUGGACACUGCUCUCCUGUGGCAUCCUGCUGGCCUUCUGCUUCCUCCUCUUCACACUGCGCUUCAAAAACAACAGGAUAGUGAAGAUGUCCAGUCCCAACCUGAAUGUCCUGACUCUCUUUGGGAGUGUCCUCACCUAUAUCAGUGGCUUCCUAUUUGCUUUUGACGAACGAACACACCCUCAAGGUGGAGCAUCUACAGCUGUACUACAAGCUCGGAUGUGGACUCUUUGUGUCGGCAGUACCCUGGUGUUUGGCCCUAUUUUGGGGAAGACGUGGCGACUGUACAGAGUGUUUACCCAGCGGGUUCCUGACAAGAGAGUGAUCAUCCGAGACAUCCAGCUGAUGGGCAUGGUGUUUCUGUUGAUUGCGGUGGACCUGCUGGUUCUCACUGCCUGGAACCUCACAGACCCCAUCAGGUGUUCACGAUCUGUCAGCGCUGUCAUCAAGGUGGUGGAAAAAGAUGUUUCCUACUCAUUGUCUCAGCUGGACUCCUGCUCGUCUGUAUACUCGGAUCUGUGGGUUAUUAUUAUAGCUGUUCAGAAGGGUUGUCUUCUCCUCUAUGGGACUUACCUGGCUGGGCUGACCAGCAACGUCAGCCACCCUCCAGUCAACCAGUCUCCCACCAUCAUAACAGCUGUCACUUUGGUCACCCUCUCCUCAUCUGUAGCCGUCCCUGUGUCCAUUUUCCUGCAGGCUUGGCCCAACCUGGUCUACAGCACUGUGGCUGGAGCCAUUUUCAUCUGCACACUGGCUACCAACUGCAUGCUGUUUGUGCCUCAGCUGACCCAGUGGCGGCAGUUUGAAGAAGAUCAGAACAACCCGAGUCAGAUGGCCAAGUAUUUCAGCAGCCCCAGCAAGAGCCAGCCCUCUGUGUACAGCCAGGAUGAGAUCUACUACCUGCUGGGGGAGAACAACUCCAUGAAAAAACUCAUUAAUGAGAAGAACGCAGUGAUUGACAGUCUGCAGGAGCAGGUGAACAACGCCAAAGAUAAACUCCUGCGUCUCAUGUCAGCCAGCCAACCACCUGGGGAACAGGAAAUGGACUCUUCCGCCACAAACCUCAACUCCUCCUCCACUCAGACCACAGAGCUACAGUCUGACAGCCCCUCUUCUCCUCUACCUCACAUAGGCACAAAAUCCAGACUCUCACCCCCUCAUCUCUCCCCUCGCCUCACUGCUGCCGCUGUUCCAUCGUCGUCUAAUGCUCUACCGCCUUCUGCCCCUGCUCCGAACUCCACCACCCUCGCUGCUCCCUCCUCUCCUCUCCCUGAUGCGGGUGAAAAUCAGAGGACUGCCUCUGUUGCUGGUCCCAUAGGCAGAGACACAGCUGAAUCUAGAAGAGUGGAGGAUUUCAAACAGCCUGCGUCUCUCCAGUCCCCUGGUUUACUCAGGACAGCAGAAGAGACAGUUGAUUUUGUUACCUCCCUACAAUCCCUCAGCAAUUACAGCGGCCUAACAUCCCCGCUGGGACCCAACGCCAGACUGACUGGUUUUGUCAGCAGCGAGCAGUUGCAGGAGAUUCUCCAAGAACUGAGUGUGGAUGCAGUCAUUGAAACUGCACUCAAAUCUCCCAGUCAGACAGCCAGGACGCCUUCUCAGCUAAAAUUUAUAGAGGCCUCUGCACUUUCCCCGCUCUCCCCGCGGACACCACGCUCCCCUCGCCCACCUGUAGUCUUCAGCUACCCCAGCAUCUCUCCCUAUGCGAUGAGGAAACGUCGACCGCCCUUCCACUCCUCCAGAAGAGGUUUGGCCCCGCCAUGCUUCUACACAGGUUCGGAGGCUGCUGUUUGUGGGAAGACGAGGGAAAACUGUGAAGCCCAGAAUCAAGACAAGCAUCCUGAGGGAGUCACUGUGGACAGCACCCUCCGCCAAGUUCACAACAGCGAUCUUGAGGUGGAGGAAGGGGAGGAGGAUGAGGAGACAGAAGGGCAUGAAGUGAUAAGAAAAUGUCGGAGGUGUGUCAGUAGGUCUCACAGAUGUUCAGUCUCGCCAUGUGCGGAUCAUGGUCACACACCUGACGUGGAAGCGAGUGAUGAUAAUAAGCAGCACCAUAGACGCAUUAGAGACUCCUGUGGGUACUGGGACUCAGACUCUAGCAGCUCAACAGACUACUGUUACUACCACCGUCCCUAUUGUGACUCCUGCCUGCAGCGGGGCUCGCUCCUGUCCUCAGACACUUCUUCUGAUUCCUCGGACAGCGAGUACGAAGGCUACAGCCUCUACCGCUCCCCACACCCUGUGGUGUUCAAAGAAGACAUCAAACCCACUUUUGUAUGAACACACUGCACUUUACAUGUUCAUCCAUUUCCACCACUUGAAUUCAUUCCCCGAGAAACAUUGUAUAAAAUUAGCUUUGAGGAUAAGACGAGGCACAAAGUUCAGCACCUAUAAAGCUAAUGUGCAUCUAUGACUUGACUGAAUCUUUCAAUGUGUUUUGCAUUCUAUACAAAGAAAGUUUAAACUUUCAAUGGGUUGAUAUUCUUGAGCUGUGCACAGUGGGAAGGAGUGGUUUCACUCAUGAGACUGUUAGAUUUGUGAAAACCUUUGUAGCUCAAAAGCACACAGUGUUUAGUUUUUAAUAUUACUUAUGGCAUUAGAUGUAUAUUUUUGCUGUCAGAAGAAAACCCUCACAUUCCAUAAGUCUGAUGUUAAGAAAAAUACAUGCAGUAUAUUUGCAGCUGGCAUUAAUGCAUUCUUUUUUUAAAUUACCGGAUCUAUUUCGAAGGUGUUUCAUGGGCUAAAGGUUAAUGAAGCAUAAUUUAUAAUGCAAGACCCAGAAUGCAAAGUAAAAAGGUUUUCACUCAACAGUAAAAAUGUGCACAACAGCUAUUUUGCAAAUAUUUAUUUUAAUAUUUAUUUGUAGAUGUUUUGAUGUACAGAAUGACUUUCUGUCUCCUUUUUACAUUGUCAUAUACAUUCCUUAAAAUGUUGCUAUGCUGUUUUAUUGUACCAGCUGAUUGUUGCUUUAUAAUUUACCCCUCACAGUCUUUACAGACUAUGUAUAGACUGUGCUUGCUUCCCAUGUACAGCUGGUUUAUGGGACACCACGCCCACGCUGUCAGCAUGGUGCAGACAGGUCUCUGCUUUCACAUUUCUACAUUUAAAUAUGAUGUCAGUAUUAUUGUCCUGACUCAUCAAGAGUAUUUAUUGUUCAACAGUCACAGUUAUCUGGAGUGUGUGUCAUGUAUAAGAGAAAGGGAGACCUGCUGACCCUCAAGCCCUCAUUUGUUUACUUUCAAAAGUACCUCUGCACCACUUCAUGUUCAUUCUGCAUCUUCUGAAGAGGAGCCUCACGGCAUGAACAGCUUAAACAGAAAGUGUAUAAAUCACUGACUUCAUGCAAGAGAGAGCAGAAACCAGACAGUGUUUCUAUGUUGGAAUACCCUAUUGGCUGUAUGUCAGUUAAUUUGUUAUAAUUUGAUUUAAUAUAAAUUAGUUUAACAACAUGUACGUAUAAUAUCAACCGAAAUAUUAAAGCUAUUAAGAAGGCCCCUCUAUAAGACAGUAAUAACUUGCCCACUUUGCCUUGUUGGUUAUCCAGCAUUGACUUGGUGCUAAAUACUAAACCUGACCUUCAUUUGCCUUUUCAUGGUAAAAGCUAAAUCACCCCAGGAUUAAUCAACCAAAAUAGUUAACAAUUAAUCUACGGAGUUUUUCAGGAGUUUUCAUGAUAUUUAUUGAUAUGUAUUUUUAUAUUUCUCUUUCCUGUCUAGCUUGUCUGUCUCACUCCCUCCACUAUCUCCUGUCUGUCUCUCUGCACUUUUUCCUUUCACUAAUGGGAAAGCGUGUUUGCCGGGGGAAGUGUUGCCAUGAAGGGAAUACAGUGUCUUGCAUUACUUCUGCUCUGCUGCCUGUUUUUGCUCUUCAUUCUGCAUAUGAACCAUUGAAGAAGCCUGGGAGAAAUUCCCUUUGAUGUCGAGCAUAACAGAGGACAUACAGACCACACAAAAGACACACUACCAGUUUUGUUGUGCAGGAGGAAAGACUUUCCUGUCAAGCUAAGAUGAGUGGCCUGCACUCUGUUUAAGAUGUGACAUGUUGAGAAAUUGUAGAAUAAAAAUAGCUGUGAAUCAAUCACACACACUCUCACCCCCUCAUCUCUUUCUAAGUCUUUGCAUGCACCACAUUUUUG